AUGUCACGGGCGCCUCCCGCGUUGGCGGCUCCGGCCAACUCUACGUUCUCCCACCUCUUCCAGUUCUGCGCCCGCGGCGGCCGCGCUGCCCUCGACGCCGGGCGCGCCGCGCACGCGCGCAUGCUAGUGUCCGGGUUCCUCCCGACAUCCUUCGUCUCGAACUGCCUCCUGCAGAUGUACGCCCGCUGCGCGGACGCCUCGUACGCUCGCAGGGUGUUCGACGCGAUGCCCCACAGGGACACCGUGUCGUGGAACACCAUGCUCACCGCGUAUUCGCACUCCGGGGACAUAGCGACCGCUGUAUCACUGUUCGAUGCAAUGCCGAAUCCGGAUGUCGUGUCAUGGAACACGCUGGUCUCAAGCUAUUGCCAGCAUGGCAUGCAUAGCGAGUCGGUGGCCCUGUUUCUGGAGAUGGCUCGCUCUGGUGUUGCCUCCGACCGGACAACGUUUGCUGUCCUUCUGAAGUCGUGCGGUGCUCUGGAUGACUUGGCACUCGGUGUUCAAAUCCACGCGCUGGCGGUGAAGGCAGGAUUGGAUAUUGAUGUCCGGACUGGGAGUGCUCUCGUGGACAUGUAUGGCAAGUGCAGCAGUUUGGAUAACGCAUUGUUCUUCUUUUAUGGAAUGCCCGAGAGGAACUGGGUCUCGUGGGGCGCAGCCCUUGCUGGGUGCGUUCACAAUGAGCAGUACACUCGUGGGUUGGAGCUGUUCAUGGAGAUGCAGAGGUCAGGGAUGGGGGUGAGCCAGCCGGCUUAUGCCAGUGUCUUUAGAUCUUGCGCAGCAAAAUCAUGUCUGAGCACUGGUAAGCAGUUACACGCACAUGCCAUAAAGCAUAACUUCAAUACUGACCGUAUUGUUGGGACAGCUAUUGUGGAUGUUUAUGCUAAGGCUAAUAGCUUGGUGGAUGCUAAAAGGGCAUUCUUUGGGUUGCCCAGCCAUACAGUACAAACAUGCAAUGCCAUGAUGGUUGGGCUUGUGCGCGCAGGGCUUGCAAAUGAGGCCUUGGAACUGUUUCAGUUCAUGACCAGGUCAGGCAUUGGUUUUGAUGCAGUCAGUUUAUCGGGUGUCUUCAGUGCUUGUGCAGAGAUUAAGGGGUAUUUAAAAGGCCUACAAGUCCACUGCUUAGCAAUGAAAUCAGGUUUUGAGACGGACAUCUGUGUCAGAAAUGCAAUUCUUGAUCUGUAUGGGAAGUGCAAAGCAUUGGUAGAAGCGUACUUUAUCUUCCAGGAUAUGGAGGAACGAGAUUCAAUCUCUUGGAAUGCUAUUGUUGCUGCUCUUGAGCAAAAUGGGCGCUAUGAGGACACCGUAGUUCAUUUUAAUGAGAUGCUGCGCUUUGGUAUGGAACCCGAUGAUUUCACAUAUGGUAGUGUCCUUAAGGCUUGUGCAACUUUACAAUCUUUGGAGUUUGGAUUGAUGGUACAUGACAAGGUUAUCAAGUCAGGACUUGGUUCAGAUGCUUUUGUAGCUAGCACUGUUGUUGACAUGUACUGCAAAUGUGGUAUGAUGACAGAUGCUCAGAAACUCCAUGACAGAAUUGGGAAGCAAGAACUUGUUUCAUGGAAUGCCAUCAUGUCAGGAUUUUCACUGAACAAACAGAGUGAGGAUGCCCAGAAAAUCUUCUCACAGAUGUUAGAUAUUGGACUUAAGCCUGAUCAUUUCACCUAUGCUACAGUUCUUGACACUUGUGCUAACCUAGCUACCAUUGAGAUCGGGAAGCAGAUCCAUGGUCAGAUAAUUAAGCAAGAAAUGCUGGUAGAUGAAUAUAUAUCCAGCACCCUUAUAGACAUGUACGCCAAGUGUGGGUACAUGCAAGACUCACUGCUAAUGUUUGAGAAGGCACAGAAACGGGAUUUUGUGUCAUGGAAUGCUAUGAUAUGCGGCUAUGCGCUGCAUGGUCAAGGAGCAGAAGCACUCAAGAUGUUUGAUAGGAUGCAAAGGGAGGAUGUGAUUCCGAACCAUGCAACUUUCAUUGCUGUGCUCCGGGCUUGCAGCCAUGUUGGUCUGCUGGAUGAUGGAUGUUGUUACUUCCAUCAGAUGACCACCCGCUACAAACUGGAACCACAACUGGAGCACUUUGCUUGCAUGGUAGAUAUACUAGGACGGUCAAAGGGACCACAGGAAGCUCUGAAGCUUAUUGGCACCAUGCCUUUUGAAGCGGAUGCAGUCAUCUGGAAGACUCUCCUAAGCGUUUGCAAGAUCCAUCGGGAUGUUGAGGUGGCUGAACUUGCUGCCGGCAAUGUUCUACUACUGGAUCCUGAGGAUUCUUCAGUUUAUAUUCUUCUGUCAAAUGUAUAUGCAGAAUCAGGGAAAUGGGCUGAUGUUUCUAGGACAAGAAGGUUAAUGAAGCACGGAAGGCUUAAGAAGGAACCUGGCUGUAGCUGGAUUGAGGUGCAAAAUGAGAUGCAUGGAUUCCUUGUAGGAGAUAACGUCCAUCCGAGAUCGAGGGAGCUGUAUGACAUGCUGCAUGAUUUGAUUGAUGAGAUGAAACUGUCUGGAUAUGACCCUGAUUCAUCUUCUUUUGCUGAGGUUGACGAAGAGGGCAGUGCAUCCGAGCAAGAUGAUUUACUUGGAAUGGUUGGUGGCUAG
Molecule: messenger RNA, 2583 nt
Organism: Triticum turgidum subsp. durum (durum wheat)
Lineage: Eukaryota; Viridiplantae; Streptophyta; Magnoliopsida; Poales; Poaceae
Source: the annotation of a GenBank genome assembly